Osmia bicornis bicornis is the source of this 1891-nucleotide messenger RNA. It is a transcript of the gene slmo, whose product is annotated as PRELI domain containing protein 3A. The transcript has 5 exons. Bases 146 to 841 code for a protein of 231 amino acids. Gene Ontology annotation, cellular component: mitochondrial intermembrane space. Gene Ontology annotation, molecular function: phosphatidic acid transfer activity. Lineage: Eukaryota; Metazoa; Arthropoda; Insecta; Hymenoptera; Megachilidae. The record is from RefSeq and is a predicted model, not a curated record. Gene Ontology annotation, biological process: phospholipid transport.
GUCUCUUACAUUCUUUUGAGUAACAUCAGGUUUCUGAGUCAGUAGACUCACCUUGCUGUGUGAAACUUGUAGUUUUUCGUGUAGUUGUUAAUAAUUUAAAUUAUAGUGUUAGUGGAUACAUCAUACUAAAGAAAAUUUAACAAAUAUGAGGUUGUGGACGUCGCAUCACACUUUCGAUCAUCCCUGGGAGACAGUGGUGAAAGCAGCAUGCAGAAAGUACCCAAACCCUUUAAAUCCAUCUGUUCUGGGAACGGAUGUCAUUGAUAGAAAAGUCGAACAAGGUGUCCUAUAUUCUCACAGAUUGGUUACUACUGAAUGGCGAUUUCCUACGUGGAUAUUACCGUUCUUCGGGCAUCGUGGUCCAUACUACGCUAGCGAAUGGAGCGAAGUUAAUCCGGAAUCAAAGGAAAUGGUAGUCAGAACAGUGAAUAUAAGCUUGGGAAAGCACGUUUCCGUUGGUGAGGUAGUCACGUACUCGGAACAUCCGGAAAACCCGGAGACAACGCUAUUAACACAACAAGCAGUAAUUUCUAUCACAGGGGUGCCCCUUAUUGAUCAUCUCGAGAGGUUACUGACACACACCAUCGAACAGAAUGCAAACAAGGGACGGCAGGCAAUGGAAUGGGUCAUCGAGAAGAUCCAAUCGGAAGUGAAAGAUAUCGCGUCGUCUGCCGCCAAGUCGACAGACGACUUACUCAAUCAGACGCGACGUCAGUUCGAUGACAUCACAAAUAUCACAAAACAGGGCAUGGAAGAUUUCCAGAAUGCUGCUAAAAAAUCGUUCGACGAUUUUCAUAAUUUGACAGUACCACCGCCAUCUCAAUCGAUACCGAAAUUAUAGCUAAUAUAUCGCACCAGCUUCAAUCUCUUUAACUAAUGCUACGAAGAUCUUUGAUGGAACGAUUGAGAAUUAAAAAUGACAAGUUCUUAGGAAAAUACUCGAAGGAAGAUAUGUUUAUGUUACUGCCAGAAUCAUGGGACUGUGAAUAUUUAAUUAACCUUUUAAUGGCAGGCCAUUGAGGCAAUGAUACUUUUAAUUUAAUUUUUGAUUCCUUUUUACUCCAAUUUUCUAAAUUUUACAUUAUUCCUUUAAAUAUUAAUUUUCCACUACGUGAAAGUCUUUCAUUAAAAAAAUUUCAGUGCUUAAUUUUAGUCGAAGCUUCAUUACAUGAGUUUAUAGAUCUGGGUCACGAUUAACCCGGCUCCGCUGUUCGACGAUUAAAGUAAUUAAAAUGGGGCGGAAUGUGUGAUAUUUUUGAACGGGCAAACAGAACUGCAAGUUUCUAUUUGAUUAUAGUGAUUAACACCUUGCAUUGUCAAUCGUUCCACGAAAAUCGUUUAGUGGAAGAGUUGUAGCUGCGGAAAGUAAUAACAGACAUUAGAAAGUUUUGCGAAACAUUAUGAUUUCAUAUCGAACUCGUUUAUGAAUAACUAUACUUUCUAACGAAAGGUCUAAGAAUCUGACGAUAGAUUUCUUACGAGAGAAGAAAAAGAGAAUAUUUAAUAUAGAACAAGAUCGUAUCGCGUUCUUGUGUUUAUGAGAUUGAAUAGUCGGUGGAACAUAUAUCGAAUAGAGGGCUUAUUUUUGAUAAGCUUCGUUUGUGUUUAGACGUCGCACCUAUAAAAAUGCUUCAACGUAAUGCUGUUCACACACAUUAAGAAACGUCAGUGUUUACCUCAUUUCCUUGUAUCAAGCUUUAUAUUUUAUCGUGACUAGAAGUAGAUUCGACUGUGCGUACGUCUCUCGUGGUUGCUGAACAAUACAGCACGUCGAUGUGAACUAUUUAUUUUCACGCGAGACAUUCGCAAUGGUCGUAAAUAUAUUUAGAACAAUUUUAGCUAAUAAUCGUGGCUUCAAUUAUACAGGAGAUAAUAAAAGAAAAGAAACUAA